GAGCCUCAGAACCCCUUUCAUGGCCCAAAGAAGCUCACCUUGGCUCCGGGAGGGCUGGUGAACUCUGUCCUCUAUUCUCUUGGCUUCAGCCAGGCAUUGAACUUGCCCUCCCGCUCUGAUCUUGGCAGUCACCUUCGCAGAUGGAUUAAGACUGAAGACCCCCAGGGGCUCCAUCCCUAAGGGAAGCUUGAGAAGCAGAGCCCUGCCUCCAUUCCCUCCCUGGAUCACACCCCCCCAGCCCCCAGCGGAGCCGAAACGAUCCAGUCCGGAAUGAUCCCGCUAUGGCCAAGCUCUGGUUCAAAUUCCAGCGGUACUUCCGCAGGAAACCUGUACGUUUCUUUACCUUCCUGGUGCUCUACCUGACAGCUGGGAGCCUCGUCUUCCUUCACUCUGGUUUUGUGGGUCAGCCUGCUGUCUCCCAGAACCAGGCCAAUCCUGCUGCGGGGGCCCCAGCGGAGGGCGCUGAGCUGCCCUUUUUGGGUGACUUAAAUCUGGGCAGAGCCUUCCGGGAUACAGGUGAAACCUCGAGCAUCGCCCGCAGGUAUGGACCCUGGUUCAAGGGCAAGGACGGGAAUGAGAGAACCAAGCUGGGGGACUACGGGGGAGCCUGGAGCCGGGCCCUCAAGGGGAGGGUCAUUCGGGAGAAGGAGGAAGAGCGAGCUAAGUACAUCGGCUGCUACCUGGAUGACACCCAGAGCCGGGCCCUUCGAGGCGUGUCCUUUUUCGACUACAAAAAGAUGACUGUCUUCCGUUGCCAGGACAACUGUGCAGAACGGGGUUACCUGUAUGCUGGGCUGGAGUUCGGCGCCGAGUGCUACUGUGGCCACAAGAUCCAGGCGACAAACGUGAGCGAGGCGGAGUGUGACAUGGACUGCAAGGGCGAGCGAGGCAGCGUGUGCGGUGGCGCCAACCGCCUCUCCGUCUACCGGCUGCAGCUGGCCCAGGAGUCAGCCCGCAGGUAUGGAAGUGCAGUCUUCCGAGGCUGCUUCCGCAGGCCCGACAACCUCUCCCUGGCCUUGCCCGUGACGGCUGCCAUGCCCAACAUGUCUGUGGACAAGUGUGUGGACCUUUGCACAGAGAAGGAGUACCCACUGGCAGCCCUUGCGGGCACCGCCUGCCACUGUGGCUUCCCCACUACGCGAUUUCCCCUCCACGAGAGAGAGGACGAACAGCUCUGUGCCCAGAAGUGCAGCGCGGAGGAGUUUGAGAGCUGCGGGACACCCAGUUACUUCAUUGUGUAUCAGACACAGGUCCAAGACAACCGCUGCAUGGACAGAAGGUUCCUUCCAGCCAAGUCCAAGCAGCUCAUCGCUCUGGCCAGCUUCCCAGGUGCCGGCAACACAUGGGCUCGCCACCUCAUCGAGCUGGCCACCGGCUUCUACACCGGCAGCUACUACUUCGACGGUUCUCUCUACAACAAAGGGUUUAAAGGUGAGCGGGACCACUGGCGCAGCGGGAGGACCAUCUGCAUCAAGACGCAUGAGAGUGGCCAGAAGGAGAUCGAGGCCUUCGACGCGGCCAUCCUGCUCAUCCGCAACCCCUACAAGGCCCUCAUGGCGGAGUUCAACCGCAAGUAUGGCGGACACAUCGGCUUUGCUGCCCAUGCCCACUGGAAGGGCAAAGAGUGGCCAGAAUUCGUAAGGAACUACGCCCCGUGGUGGGCCACGCACACACUGGACUGGCUCAAGUUUGGCAAGAAGGUGCUGGUGGUGCACUUUGAGGAUCUGAAGCAGGACCUCUUCGUCCAGCUGGGCCGGAUGGUCGGCCUGCUGGGUGUGGCUGUCAGGGAGGACCGACUGCUGUGUGUGGAGAGCCAGAAGGACGGCAACUUCAAGCGCUCGGGGCUCCGGAAGCUGGAGUACGACCCCUACACGGCGGACAUGCAGAAGACCAUCUCUGCCUACAUCAAGACGGUGGAUGCGGCCCUUAAAGGGAGGAACCUCACGGGCGUUCCCGAUGACUACUACCCCAGAUGAUGGGUCGGAGCGGGGCGGGGAGCUGGCAGUCCAGACCAAGCAGGCCCUGGGGACUCCAGACCCCUGGGGGCCCACACCCAUCAGUCCCCUCUUCGAUUUGGGGACAAUCCCCUUGGCUGCGGUUGCCUUUCGCUGAGUUUCCUGCAUGACAAAGGAGGCUCAAGCGAAGAGAUUGUGCAGGCACGCCCCACCUACUCACACCGCGCCCCCAGAGAUGGAGGGGGCAACUGGUUUAGGGAGCUCUAGCCACAUGGACCCUUCUCUGUCUCC
Lipotes vexillifer (Yangtze River dolphin) is the source of this 2246-nucleotide messenger RNA. It is a transcript of the gene WSCD2, whose product is annotated as WSC domain sialate O sulfotransferase 2. The transcript is spliced from 8 exons. The record is from RefSeq and is a predicted model, not a curated record. NCBI's taxonomy places the organism in Eukaryota, Metazoa, Chordata, Mammalia, Artiodactyla, Lipotidae. Bases 282 to 1976 code for a protein of 564 amino acids.